AUGCGGGGCCUAGUCACUCAAUACAUAGAAGAGAAGCAAGACGCGGUGGAGCUAACAUCGGUUAGAAAAGACGGGAAUGAAGACUCAGUCGAGGGGACCAAGAUAGUGCAAGAAAUUAAGAAAAGACACCAUAGUAAGGGAAAAAGACAGAGCGCAGGAAGAAGCAGAGGGAUGACUGUGCGAGAAAAGGCAAAAAGCAUAAGCAACACGCCUGUUCCCACAGUAAGUGAUGAAAAGUCUGGAGUAAAGAAGCCGUUUUUCGGGAUCUUUGGCGAAAUAGACAUUAAUGACGGCACCUAUUUAGUCUAUAUAAAAGAAAGAAGAGUGGCUGGAAAGCUAAAAGGAAAGGAUGUAUACGAGGUGCUUGAGUGCGGGAGCAUAUGCAUAGAUGGGCUGGAUGACCCGCAGAUGAAAGAGGUGUUCAAUGAGUUUUUUAAGAUGCCUGGCCUGUUCUUCUCAGAGUAUCCGCUAGGAAACGUUGGGUCUCUUCUAAAGGAGAACACGGAUUUUAUUUACAACUUCAUACCGCUCUCAAAAUUUAGGCAGAACAACCCCAAGGCGUGCGAGUUUGGGGUGGAGCUCAUCCAAGGAUUCUUUGGGCAGGCAAGUCUUUCUGGAGAAGUAAAUCUGGAGUGCACUCUUAUAAGUAGAAGAUCCUGGAGAAAUGCAGGAACCCGCUAUUAUGCGAGGGGCUCAGACCCAAAUGGGGAUGCUGCCAACACAGUAGAAACACUGCUGAUUGCAGAGACAGAAGAGAAUUCUUAUGAGUUUCUGCAGUGCAGAGGGUCUAUUCCUUUGUCCUGGGAGCAAAAAAUCGAUUUGUCGUAUAAGCCACCCAUUAAAAUGGGAAGCUCAGACCUAAGCAGACAUUUGUUCUCAAAGCACUUGAGUGUUUUGCAAAGAAGGUAUGGAAGAUAUUUCUUUGUCACUUUGCUAGACACUAAAGGCCAUGAGAGAGAGCUGAACAGCAAAUUUAUAGCCUCUCUAAAGGAGACAGGAUGCAUGUAUCUAGCAGUAGACUACCAUAAGAUGGUGAAAAACUCAGAGGAAAAGAAAGAGUUCAAGAAAAGCCUAAAGGAGGUGCUAUCGAAUCGAUGCAUAGCAAGAACAAACUGCGUUGACUGCUUAGACCGAACAAACGUGGUCCAAUCGCAGCUUGCGAAGAUUCGGCUAGUAGAGCUGCUUGGGCUCACCGGGAUUUUAAAAAACGGAGACAUUCUUGACAUCGACGACUAUUUAAGCGAGAGCUCAGUUAAAAAGUUUGGCCAGCUCUGGAAUAGCAAUGCAAACAUGCUCUCCAUGCAAUACACAGGAACCAUAGCGCUGAAGAACGACCUGACAGAGCACGGCGUGCGAACCAUAAAGGGCCUGAUCCAGGAUGCGAUAAGCAGCGGGAAAAGGUAUGUCAACAACAACUUUACAGAUGGAAGAAUGCAGGAGAUUAUUGAAGUUAUUACAGGAGUACGAAAUGUAUUGGGAAACUCUACUAGGGGGGAUCGAAAAAUAGGAAUAUAUGUGGCUGUGUGGGCCGUGCUUAUUUCUUGUUUAUAUAGGCAUAGCACAAGUGCAGGAACGGCAGGUUUAGUAUGUUUCAUGGUUUUAUUUAGAAGUAUGCUUUUCUUCUGCUUAUCCUUUCCAUCUCCCCAACCCAAAGCCAAAUUUCAGAAGACAAAAAGAGGUUGA
This is a messenger RNA of Nematocida ausubeli, 1683 nucleotides long. RefSeq lists its product as uncharacterized. Gene Ontology annotation, molecular function: phosphatidylinositol-4-phosphate phosphatase activity. NCBI's taxonomy places the organism in Eukaryota, Fungi, Microsporidia. Bases 1 to 1683 code for a protein of 560 amino acids. Gene Ontology annotation, biological process: phosphatidylinositol dephosphorylation. Gene Ontology annotation, cellular component: endoplasmic reticulum. The record is from RefSeq and is a predicted model, not a curated record. The transcript has a single exon.